GGGUGGGAGGAGACGUUUCCCGUUCACACUAAAGUUUCCCUGGCGGCGCCCAGACCUGGGCUCAGCCACUGCCCCUCUUGCCCAUGGAACCAGCUCUGGGGCUUGGGGUCCAGAAGGACCAGGGCUACCUGCAGCAGUGGCUGAAGGCCUUUGUAGGCGCCUUCGAGAAGAGCAUCUCGCUGUCCUCCUUGGAGCCACGGAGGCCAGAGGAGGCAGGUGCAGAAGUACCGCUGCUGCCACUGGAUGCACUGCACGUUCUGGCCGAGCAACUGCACAAGGCGGACCUGGAGCAAGCCCUGCUGCUGCUCAAGCUCUUCAUCAUUCUUUGCAGGAACCUGGAGAAUGUAGAGGCAGAGCGGGGCCAGGUGCUAGUGCCCCGGGUGCUGGCACUGUUGACUGGGGUGGUGGCCGAGCUGAAAGGACACCUGCCACCACAGGAAGGCAAUGGGUCACAGCUGGAGAAUGUGGCCCUACAUGCCCUGCUUCUCUGUGAGGGCCUUUUUGACCCCUACCAGACCUGGCGGCGCCAGCACAGUGGGGAAGUCAUCAGCUCCAAGGAGAAGAGCAAGUACAAGUUCCCUCCUGCUGCUUUGUCCUGUGAAUUCAGCGCCUUCUUCAGAGAAAGUCUGCAGGAUGCAGAUCGCUUGCCUCCCAUGCUGCUGUUGCGUCUCAUUCACCUCUUUGGCGCUGUCCUUGCAGGAGGAAAGGAGAAUGGGCAGAUGGCUCUGAGUGAUGGCUCUGUUCAGGGCCUGCUGGGUGUGGUGCAGGGCUGGGGCCGUGGGCCAGCCCAGGACUCCCGCCUGGUGCCGUUGGCGCUGGAGGCACUGGUGGGUGCAGUCCAUGUCCUACAUGCCAGCCGUGCACCCCCCCGGGGUCCGGAGCUUCGUGCCCUGCUUGAGAGCUACUUCCGUGUCCUCAAUGCCGACUGUCCGGCUGGUCCAAGCUCAGGCCCUGAAGAGGCUCUUGUCACCCUGCGGGUCAGCAUGCUCGACGCCAUCCCUAUGAUGCUGGCAUGUGAGGACCGGCCAGUGCUACAAGCCACCUUCCUCAGCAACAAUUGCUUUGAACAUCUCACUCGCCUCAUCCAGAACAGCAAGGUCCUGGACCAAGACACAGAUGCCAUUGCUGUCCAUGUAGUCAGAGUGUUGACCUGCAUCAUGAGUGGCUCCCCCUCGGCCAAGGAGGUGUUCAAGGAGCGAAUUGGCUACCCUCACCUGCAGGAGGUUCUGCAGAGCCAUGGUCCCCCCACCCAUCGGCUGUUGCAAGAGCUGCUCAACAUGGCUGUGGAGGGUGACCACAGCAUGUGUCCCCCUCCACCAAUCUGCAACGAGCAGCCGGUGCUGGUGCUGAUGCAGUGGCUGCCAGCAUUGCCCACGGCCAAGCUGCGGCUCUUUCUAGCACAACGCCUCUGGUGGGUCUGUGACAGCUGCCCUGCCAGCCGUACCACCUGUGUGCAGGCGGGCCUGGUGGGCUGCCUGUUGGAGACACUUAGCACGGGGCUAUCCCUGGGGGCUCGUUGCCAAGAGCAGCUGCUGGCACUGCUGCAAGCACUGGGCCGUGUGUCACUAAGACCCUUGGAGCUGCGUCGCCUGCUGUGCCCCCCACCAGGGCUGGACCCGGGGCCAGGUGGAGCUGAGGAUGGGAAGGCCCGACACGCAGGCGCCAUCAUUCGUGCAUUGUCAGGCAUGGCCAGGCACCAGGGCUCUGCACGCGCCCUGUGCUACUUUGACCUCACCCCCAGCAUGGCGGGCAUCAUGGUACCCCCUGUGCAGCGAUGGCCAGGACCUGGCUUCACCUUCCACGCCUGGCUCUGUCUGCACCCCCUGGAUGCAGCACCUGCCCCAGCCCCCACCCGGCCACUCCAGCGAAAGCAACUGUACAGCUUCUUCACCAGCAGUGGCUCAGGGUUUGAGGCCUUCUUCACGGCAGCUGGGACCCUGGUGGUAGCUGUGUGUACACGGAAGGAGUACUUGACCAUGAGCUUGCCUGAGGUGUCCUUUGCCGACUCUGCCUGGCACUGUGUGGCUAUAGUCCAUGUGCCUGGACGCCGGCCCUUCAGCCAGAAUCUGGUCCAUGUCUACAAAGACGGCCAUCUUGUCAAGACUGCACCCCUUCGCUGCCCCUCCCUCAGUGAGCCUUUCUCCUCCUGCUGUAUCGGCUCUGCUGGGCACCGCACAACGACCACUACUACGGGGCUGCCCAUGCCACCAGUCCCUGCUGCCCUGGCUCACACACACCCUUCCCUCACCCGCUCCCAGUCAGUGCCGGCGUCCACAGGGCUUGGCUGGGCAUCUGGGCUGGUGGCCCCCCUGCAGGAGGGCAGCAUCAGCUCCACCCUUGCAGGCACCCAGGACACUCGGUGGGGCAGCCCUACAUCCCUGGAGGGCGAGUUGGGGGCUGUGGCCAUCUUUCACGAAGCCCUGCAGGCAACAGCUCUGAGGACCCUGUGCACCCUGGGGCCCAAUGAGAUGGCACCUUUCAAGCCUGAGGGUGAACUGCAUGAACUCAGCACCAAGCUGCUCCUCCAUUACUCACCUCAGGCCUAUAAGAACAACAUCUGCCUGGACCUAUCCCCCAGCCGUGCGUUCGAUGGCCGCCUGACGGGCCACAGGGUGGAGACCUGGGACGUGAAGGAUGUGGUGAACUGUGUGGGGGGCAUGGGUGCCCUGCUGCCACUGCUGGAGCAAGUGGCUGCACAGCCCCAAGAGGCCGAGGCAGGUCCAGCGGAAACAUAUGACCUCGUGGGACCUGAACUGACCUCUGGUCAUAAUACCCAGGGCCUGCUUCUCCCACUGGGGAAGUCUUCGGAGGAACGGAUGGAGAGGAACGCAGUGGCUGCUUUUCUGCUGAUGCUGCGGAACUUUCUGCAGGGCCACGUGGUGAACCAGGAGAGCCUGGUGCAGUGCCAGGGACCUGCUAUCAUUGGGGCCCUCCUGCGAAAGGUCCCCAGCUGGGCCAUGGACAUGAACGUGCUCAUGUCUGCCCAGCUGCUGAUGGAGCAGGUGGCAGCUGAAAGCAGCUGGCCCCUCCUGUACCUGCUCUACCAGCAUUUGCUCUUCAACUUUCACCUCUGGACCCUCAGCGACUUUGCUGUACGCCUCGGCCACAUUCAGUACAUGUCUAGUAUAGUUCGUGAGCACAGACAGAAGUUGCGGAAGAAGUACGGGGUCCAAUUCAUCCUGGAUGCUCUGCGUAUCCACUACAGCCCACAGCGGGAGCGCCCCCUGGCUGCUGACGACCUACGCACGGUACAGACGUCCCUCCUGGGCCUGGCACGGGAGUUCCUCGUUCGGAGUCUCUCAGCUGAUGACAUCCAAGUCAUGCAGGUCAUGCUGAGCUUUUUGGCGGCCACGGGUGAUGAUAGCCAGGUGGUGGGUGCCCUGGACCUGCUGCUGGCGCUGCUGCAGGGCUCCUCAGCACAGGAGUCCUUGGCUGUCUUUCUUUUGGAGCCGGGGAACCUCGAAGUGCUGCUAGCACUGCUGGUGCGGCCACAGUCACAGUCCCUGCUGCCUGACAGAGUCUGCAAGAUCCUGCGCAGGCUGCAGCAGAAUGAGCGAGUACCUGAGCGGAGUCGCCAGCGACUGCGGCUGCGGGAGUGUGGCCUCCAGGGACUGGUUGCCUGCCUGCCUGAGGGGACUGUUUCUCUCCAGCUCUGCCAGGGCCUCUACAAGCUGUUCCUGGGGGCAGAUUGCCUGAAUCUCUCAGAUCUGCUGGCUGUGGUACAGCUGUCCCUCCAGGCUGACCUCAGCGUUCGCCUGGACAUCUGUCGCCAGCUCUUCCACCUCAUCUACAGACAGCCAGACAUAGUACGGCUGCUGGCCCGACAGGCUGGCUGGCAGGAUGUGCUGACCCGUCUGUAUGUCCUGGAGGCUGCCACCGCUGGAGGACCCUCACCCUAUCCCCCAGAGCCACCCAACUCCCCAGAGUCAGCACUGCCCAAGCCACCCACUGAGUCACCUGCCGAGUCUUCAGAUGUCUUCCUGCCCUCAGAGGCCCCCUGCCCUGACCCUGAUGGCUUUUACCACGCUCUCUCCCCAUUCUGCACUCCCUUUGAUCUGGGCCUGGAACGGGCCAGCGUGGGUUCGGGCAACACUGCUGGUGGUGGUGGCAGCAGUGGGACUCUCACUCCAGCUAGCCAGCCUGGCACACCUUCCCCACUUGAUGGGCCACGGCCUUUCCCUACUGCCCAUGGCCACCACAGCUCCAGUCUCUCCAAUGUGCUAGAAGAUGGCAGCCUUCCAGAGCCCACUGUUAGUGGGGAUGAUGCCUCUAACACCAGCAACCCUCAGCAAACUUCUGAGGAAGAGUUGUGCAACCUACUCACCAACGUGCUGUUCUCUGUGACCUGGCGGGGCGUGGAAGGCAGUGAUGAGGCUGCAUGGCGGGAGCGUGGCCAGGUCUUCUCAGUGCUCACCCAGCUGGGGGCCUCGGCCACCCUUGUGCGCCCACCAGACUGCAUCAAGCGCAGCCUCCUGGAGAUGAUGCUGGAGUCAGCCCUGACUGACAUUAAGGAAGCUCCCGCGGGGGUCCUAGCCAGCCUCACCCAGCAGGCGCUUUGGCUGCUGCGCCUGCUGCAGGACUUCCUGUGUGCUGAGGGCCAUGGUAACCAGGAGCUGUGGAGUGAGAAGCUCUUUGAAGGUGUGUGCAGCCUGCUUGAUCGCCUGGGAGCCUGGCCGCAUCUGGCCAAUGGCACAACUGAUCUCCGUGAGAUGGCACAGAUUGGCCUUCGUCUUGUGCUUGGCUACAUCCUACUGGAAGACCCACAGUUGCAUGCCCAAGCCUAUGUGAAGUUACACAUGCUGCUGCAGACUGCAGUGCCACCCCGCCGCGAAGAGGCCUGCUAUGUGCUCUCCAAGCUGGAGGCUGCACUGGGGCGAGCGCUGAACACCUCUUCCUCCCAGUCGGCCACUGAUGAUGCGGCGUCCGCACCUGCAGCCACAGCCGCUACAGAGCGCUGCUCGUGGCUGGUGCCGCUGGUGCGUACGCUGCUGGACCGUGCGUAUGGGCCGCUGGGGCUGCAGUGGGGACUGCCCUCCCUGCCGCCCACCAACGGCAGCCCCACCUUCUUCGAGGACUUCCAGGCUUUUUGUGCCACACCCGAAUGGCGCCACUUCAUCGACAAACAGGUGCAACCCACCAUGUCCCAGUUCGAGAUGGACACAUACGCUAAAAGUCACGACCUCAUGUCAGGCUUCUGGAAUGCCUGCUAUGACACACUCAUGAGCAGUGGACAGCGGCGCCAACGCGAGCGUGCGCAUAGUCGCCGGGCCUUCCAGCUGGUGCUGGAAACUGCACAGCGGCGGGCGCGCCUUGAGGGGCUGCGCUAUGCAGCGGCGCUGAAGCAGCAGGCAGCACAGCACUCAACCGCCUUGCUGCACUGGGGGGCGCUGUGGCGCCAGCUCUCCAGCCCCUGCGGGGCCUGGGCACUGAGGGACCCUCCCACCCCACGCUGGAAACUGUCCAGUGCCGAGACAUACUCGCGCAUGCGUCUGAAGCUGGUGCCCAACCAUCACUUUGACCCUCACCUAGAAGCCAGUGCCCUCCGCGACAACCUGGGUGAGGUUCCCCUCACACCCACCGAGGAGGCCUCGCUGCCUCUGGCAGUGACCAAAGAGGCCAAAGUAAGCACCCCACCAGAGGAGCUGCAGGAGGACCCGCUAGGGGAGGACGACCUGGCUGCACUGGAGACUGCGAUGGAGGCUGCAGAACUGGAUGAGCAGCAUGAGAAGCUGGUGCUGUCUGCUGAGUGCCAGUUGGUGACAGUAGUGGCCGUGGUCCCGGGGCUGCUGGAGAUCACCACACAGCAUGUGUACUUCUACGAUGGCAGCACUGAGCGCGUGGAAACCGAAGAGGGCAUCGGCCAUGACUUCCGGCGCCCACUGGCCCAGCUGCGUGAGGUCCACUUGCGGCGUUUCAACCUGCGCCGUUCGGCACUUGAGCUCUUCUUCAUUGAUCAGGCCAACUACUUCCUCAACUUCCCAUGCAAGGUGGGCGGGACCACAGCCUCAUCACCUGUCCAGGCUCCCAGGCCCCAACCCUCUUCCAUCUCACCCGAUACCCAGGUACGGAACAAGGCAUACUCGUGGCUUCUGCGCCUGAGGCCCCCCACUCAAAGCUACCUAAGCAGCCACUCACCCCAGGAGAUGCUUCAUGCCUCAGGCCUUACCCAGAAAUGGGUACAGCGUGAGAUAUCCAACUUUGAGUACUUGAUGCAACUCAACACCAUUGCGGGGCGGACCUACAAUGACCUGUCUCAGUAUCCUGUGUUCCCCUGGGUCCUGCAGGACUAUGUGUCCCCAACUCUGGACCUCAGCAACCCGGCCGUCUUCCGGGACCUGUCCAAGCCCAUCGGUGUGGUGAACCCUAAGCAUGCCCAGCUCGUGAGGGAGAAGUAUGAGAGCUUCGAGGACCCGGCGGGCACCAUUGACAAGUUCCACUAUGGCACCCACUACUCCAACGCAGCGGGCGUAAUGCACUACCUCAUCCGCAUGGAGCCCUUCACCUCCCUGCACGUCCAGCUGCAGAGUGGCCGCUUUGACUGCUCUGACCGGCAGUUCCACUCAGUGGCAGCAGCCUGGCAGGCACGCCUGGAGAGCCUUGCUGAUGUGAAGGAGCUCAUCCCAGAGUUCUUCUACUUCCCUGACUUCCUAGAGAACCAGAACGGCUUUGACCUGGGCUCCCUCCAGCUGACCAAUGAGAAGGUGGGCGACGUGGUACUGCCCCCAUGGGCCAGCUCUCCUGAGGACUUCAUCCAGCAGCACCGCCAGGCUCUGGAGUCAGAGUAUGUGUCUGCCCACCUGCAUGAGUGGAUCGACCUCAUUUUUGGUUACAAGCAGCGGGGGUCAGCAGCCGUGGAGGCCCUCAAUGUCUUCUACUACUGCAGUUAUGAGGGGGCUGUGGACCUGGACCAUGUGACAGAAGAGCGGGAACGGAAGGCUCUGGAGGGCAUGAUAAGCAACUUUGGACAGACUCCCUGUCAGCUGCUGAAGGAGCCACAUCCGGCCCGGCUCUCAGCUGAGAAAGCAGCCCAUCGCUUUGCUCGUCUGGACACUAACUCACCUAGUAUCUUCCAGCACCUGGACCAGCUCAAGGCUUUCUUUGCUGAGGUUGUCAGUGAUGGUGUACCCCUGGUGCUAGCCCUGGUGCCACACCGGCAACCCCAUUCUUUCAUCACCCAGGGCUCCCCAGACCUGUUGGUGACCGUGAGUGCCAGUGGGCUGCUGGGCACCCACAACUGGUUACCCUAUGACCGCAACAUAAGCAACUACUUCAGCUUCAGCAAAGACCCCACCAUGGGCAGCCCCAAGAUGCAACGACUGCUGAGUGGCCCAUGGGUACCAGGCAGUGGUGUGAGUGGGCAAGCACUGGCAGUGGCCCCUGAUGGAAAGCUGCUGUUCAGCGGUGGCCACUGGGAUGGCAGCCUGCGAGUGACCACACUACCCCGGGGCAAGCUGUUGAACCAACUCAGCCGCCACCUUGAUGUAGUGACCUGCCUUGGACUGGACACCUGUGGCAUCUACCUCAUCUCAGGCUCCCGAGACACCACAUGCAUGGUGUGGCGGCUUCUGCAGCAGGUGUGCCUGGCGGGCAGCCCCGUGCCAUCCCCGUAGCUUGGACCUCCAGCCCAUUCACCCCUCAGUGAACUUCUAGUCCUACCCUCCU
Messenger RNA from Carlito syrichta (Philippine tarsier), 7662 nucleotides. It is a transcript of the gene NBEAL2, whose product is annotated as neurobeachin like 2. Lineage: Eukaryota; Metazoa; Chordata; Mammalia; Primates; Tarsiidae. Bases 84 to 7610 code for a protein of 2508 amino acids. The transcript is spliced from 48 exons. Gene Ontology annotation, cellular component: membrane; cytosol. The record is from RefSeq and is a predicted model, not a curated record. Gene Ontology annotation, biological process: intracellular protein localization. Gene Ontology annotation, molecular function: protein kinase binding.